Messenger RNA from Cutaneotrichosporon cavernicola, 1401 nucleotides. RefSeq lists its product as uncharacterized. The transcript has 3 exons. Lineage: Eukaryota; Fungi; Basidiomycota; Tremellomycetes; Trichosporonales; Trichosporonaceae. Bases 1 to 1401 code for a protein of 466 amino acids. The record is from RefSeq and is a predicted model, not a curated record.
AUGCCAGUCAACAUCGUCUCCGAGUCGCUCGGCAGUAUCUCAAACUCCAAGCUGGUCUUCGGCGCUCUGGCGGGCAUUACAGCCUACGGCCUCAAAGUCGCGACAGCCGGCCGCAAGUCAAUCUGGGAGCGCGAGUGGGCCGGCAAGCUAAUUAUGGUUGUGGCGCCACCAGAACCAACAACCUUUGCCCUCCUCCACGCUCUCCUCCACCUCCCCUCCCCGCCACAGAUCUUGUAUCUCCCUCCUCUUCCAAGCCCACUCCCGUCAACCCUCCUGACAGUUCUCCACACCCUUAAGAUCGGGGUAACGAACCCGGCUGCUCAACUACAUUGCGAGCCCCUCCCGCCCACGGUGGUAGGUGUGAGGGACUUUGUGCGCAAGUGGUCGAGCCCGCACAAGGGUACGACUGGGGAGGAGGGGCGUCGGGUGGACGCGAUUGUGCUUGGUGGAUCUUGGGAGUGUUCGAGUACACCCUACACAGACAGCGAUCGCGAGUUACUCCUGAAUGAGGGAGAGGAGAAGGGAGAUGGAGUUGAGGGGAAGAAAUGGACGGCGCACCAGCACCACUUGCACCUCAUCACCUCACUGCUGCCCUCGCUCCUCAAGGCUCCAGCAGAGAGGGAUAUCAGGAUCAUCUCCCUCGUCUCGCCAGCGUAUCCCGCCGCCAUCCCCCGACUUGAGAAGCAGCUCGCCGACUCCUCUUCUGGAGGGAAGGAACCUGGCCCGCUCGAGCGAGCCGGCUCCGAUGGCCUGACCACGUUCUUCAUGAACGCACACUUCCGGCUUAUCCUCGAUGCUCUUGCUAGCGCCUCGUAUGCCAAGAAUGCCGCCCCGGAUCCCUCCGCCCCAGUGCCGCAGGAGAUGAAGAAGGUCGAGGUCACGAGCAACAUCAAGGCGCUGUCGGUAGUCAUGCCCUGGGCGAGGGAUGAGGUGGUGCGCCCAAUCCUGGGUGUUUGGGGCUGGGGGUGGCUUUGGAUGCUAAUCUAUCCCCUCGUGCUCCUGUUCACGCCGGGGCCGGGGAUGGCUGUCCAGAGUGUGCUUUAUGCGCUUAGCGCGCCGGUUCUGUAUGACGGGAAGCAAAAGGCGCUGGCCAAGGAGGAGACGAAGGAGGUGAAGCAAGCGGAAAACAAGGGCAAGAACUCCGAAACCGACGCUUCCCGUGCUGGCGUGCGACAGGGCGACGUCGUGCGCGACUGCGCUGUCAUUGACCUCCCACCUGUGCUCCACAAUAAGGAGAUUGCGCGCGGGACGUAUGACCGUAUCGAGGCCGAGGUUGAGGCGGGCGUGCGAGCAUUCGAGGAGGCUGCAAAGAAGGCUGCUGAGGCGCCGCCGAAGCGCGACACAAAGGUCAAGUUUGCAGAGACAUCCAGCUCGACAGAGAGCGCAGCCAAGAGCACUUGA